AUGGCGGAACCCCUCGAUGCGGACAAGAUCCGUAAUAAACGGCUGGCCAAGCUUGGAUCUCAAGCUUCAGGCCCUUCUCAAUCCAGCUCGCGGCCAGAAUCCUGCUCUCAGUCAAGCGACAACGAUUCGGAAUCACACCCUCAGACACCAUUAUCACCAUCUUCCACCGGGGAACAGCCUAUAUCCCAAGGGACCCAUAUCAAUGUCUCGAGCGAAUCAACACCGCUGACGUUGCCACUCCCUAUACCAUCUCAGCCGGAUAUGUGCCUGUCAAACGAAGGGUCUCCCCGGAUAAGAAUAGGGCUGUCCCAAUCCCAGAACAAGGUGGAGUUGCCCAGGAUAUCCAGCACGUCCCGGCCUCCAUCGCGACCCCGUGAGUCGAUCGAGGAUUUUGAGGAUAAAACCUUGAGGGCUGUGUUUCGGGUCACGUUGGAUGAAACCCGACGAACGGAUGUCCAUGGGCAGAAGCUUUCUUACCUCCCUGGAGUAAAGCAGGAGCUGCAGGAGCAGGGGGAACUCCUUCGGAUGAGAGUUGACAUUUUGGACCAGGCUAUUUUAGAAGCUGCAUCUACGACAGACAAUGGAAACCCCAUGGAAUACUUGCUCCCGUGUUGGAAGCGGAUAACGAGGCUUUAUAAAGGAUUCCGGAAGUCGAGCCCAGAGGAUCGCAAGUAUUCUAUAGUUUCGGAAGCCAGGCGGCUAUGCAUGAGCUACUGCAUUUUUGCAGCGACUAUGCCGGAAAUGUUCGGACUUGAUAAUGCCUCCACUUCACUCCUGAAGACCCAUCUCCUUCAAGAUCCCGAAGAUGAUCUAGGCAUAUGUCAUGACUUUAUCACAGAAGCGAUUAAAAGAUCUACUGAGGAUGAAACUGUGCUUCCCGCCUUUGUUGGCGCUGUCGAAGAGAUGAGUGGUGAACUUGCCAAUCUGACUCUGGAUCUUGAUUACAAGCCCUAUGUGAUGGCACUGCGAAACCUGGUUCGGUUUCCUCCCUUGGCCGUUGCUAUCACUGAGUCAAAGCUAUUUAAUGCUCCCGUAGAUGCUGAAAGGCUCGAAACUGCAACGCUUUUGGGACCUUGGUUCCGUUUAUCUCCUUUGCAUCGUGAUGUACCAAUGAACUACUUUUCGAGCCCUAAAACUCGGGACCAAGGGUUCAUCCUCAACUCACAAAGGGCUGUACGCAUGAUGCAACAAUUGCUUAGUUCAGACCUAUUGGAUAUCGUCAACCAUUUUAUCCGAGCAUCAAAGCCCGCUCGUGAACAUGUCCUUGACUGGUUCGCUGCAUCUGUUAACCUCAACCACAAGAGAAGGGCACUUCAAGUUGAUCCGAAGACCGUUUCUUCGGACGGUUUCAUGUUUAAUAUCACUACAUGUCUUGACCAACUCUGUGAGCCAUUCAUGGAUGCUGCAUUCACGAAAAUUGAUCGAAUUGAUAUCAACUAUUUGAAACGGAAUCCUAGAGUUCAUAUGAGAGACGAAACUAAGAUUAACGCCGACCAACAUGCUUCAGAUGCAUUCUACGACCAAGUAAAGGAAGGGACAUCAAAUUUCAUUACCGAAAUAUUCUUCCUGACUGUUGCUGCACAUCACUACGGAAGUGAGUCAUUAACGACCAAGCUAGAGCAGCUAGAGAAGGAUCUUCGCCACAUGGAAACCCAAAUCGAUAAAUUUGAACUCGAGAGAAAUAAGUGGCGUUCCAAUCCGACCCAGCUCAAGAUGUUUGAAGAUGCAUUGAAGAAGUAUAAGGAUCGAUUUGAUCUUGGUCUUUCGUUCAAAUACACUCUACAAGGCAUCUUGCUAGAUGAUCUGUGGCAAGCCCGGUCUAUGCAAUUUAUGCGAUAUGUUAUUGUCUGGCUCUUGCGAAUUGUGUCAGGACGUAAUUUCCCAACCGAGCCUCUGAAUUUACCCCUCCCUAUGACCCAACCCGAUAAUUUUAAAUGCCUUCCAGAAUACUUUGUGGAUGAUGUUGUCAGCAAUUUCAAAUUUAUUAUGUGGAAUAUGCCUCACGUGGUAACAUCCACCCAAGGAGAUGAGUUGGUUAUGCUCUGUAUUACCUUCCUGCAAAGUUCGGAAUAUAUCAAAAACCCGUAUCUCAAAGCUGGGUUAAUUACGAUUCUCUACCGUGGAACCUGGCGUCGACGCAAUGGGUCUAGAGGCGUGCUUGUUGAUAUCCUGCACUCUUUACCAUUCGCCACUGAGCACCUCCUUCACGCGUUGCUGAAAUUUUACAUAGAAGCCGAGUUUACGGGGACGCACACGCAAUUCUUCGAUAAGUUUAAUAUCCGAUACGAGAUCUUCCAGAUUAUCCAAUGUAUCUGGUCAAAUCCCAUCUACCGGGAACAUCUUCAUAACGAAGCAAAAAAGAACCUUGACUUCUUCGUUCGCUUUGUUAAUCUCCUUCUAAACGAUGUUACAUUCGUUCUUGAUGAAUCAUUUACGGCAUUCCUAACGAUCCAUGAUUUGCAGCUAGAGCUUUCCCGUGAAGCUUCGAACAUGGAGCAAUCUGCUCGCCAGCAAAAGGAAGAGCAACUGGCUGCCGCACAAGGCCGAGCUAAAUCGUACAUGCAGCUGACGAACGAAACAGUCGCUAUGCUUAAGCUAUUCACAGACGCCUUGGCGGAGUCAUUUACUAUGCCAGAGAUCGUUCAACGACUGGCUGACAUGUUAGAUUACAACUUAGAUGCUAUGGUUGGCCCCAAGAGCGCCAAUCUUCGAGUUGAUAACUUGGCAGAGUAUGGCUUCAAUCCGCGGGCACUUUUAAGCGAGAUUAUCGAUGUAUAUCUAAAUCUCAUGGACAAGGAGAACUUUAUUAUAGCUGUUGCCCGGGAUGGCCGAUCAUACAAGCCAUCAAACUUUGAAAAGGCGGCUGAAAUUCUUCGUAAAUGGGCUCUUAAACCGCAGGAGGACCUUGCAAAGUGGGAACGGCUUCAGGUUAAGUUUAAGGCUGCUAAGGAGGCUGAUGAGCAGGCCGAAGAAGAUCUUGGAGAGAUUCCGGAUGAGUUCCUAGAUCCAUUGAUUUACACUCUCAUGGAAGAUCCGGUCAUUCUUCCAAACUCUCGAGUCUCGAUCGACCGUUCAACAAUUCGAUCCCAUCUCCUUAGCGAUCCGAACGAUCCAUUCAAUCGCGCCCCUUUGAAGAUCGAAGAUGUUAUUCCCGACACGGAAUUGAAAGCCAAGAUCGAAGCUUUCAAAGCUGAGAGAAAGGCUGCAAAGUCGGCAGCGGUCGCCUCUGCCGUUGCAGACCACAUGGACACGACUGAGGGGUAA
Messenger RNA from Paracoccidioides brasiliensis Pb18, 3264 nucleotides. RefSeq names its product ubiquitin-ubiquitin ligase UFD2. Gene Ontology annotation, cellular component: cytoplasm; ubiquitin ligase complex; nucleus. Bases 1 to 3264 code for a protein of 1087 amino acids. Gene Ontology annotation, biological process: protein polyubiquitination. The transcript is spliced from 7 exons. The record is from RefSeq and is a predicted model, not a curated record. Gene Ontology annotation, molecular function: ubiquitin-ubiquitin ligase activity.